GCGUGGACGUGGACGCCGAAGUUUACAAAGAAUUAGAUUGAGGCGAGUUAAAAAUGGAGUACGUGUGCCGCGUUUGCCUGGUUGGUUCCGUACCACUUGUGGACAUAUUCGCCGAAAUUUGCGAUCUCAGAUUGAACCUAUAUAAAAUCAGCCCCGCCUGUAUCAUCAGCAAGUUCUCACCUGAGCAUUCUGUGGUACGCGGGGACUCGAUGCCGCAGUUUAUUUGUCCCUCCUGCAUUCUUGGAGUGCAGACUGCAUAUCGGUUUAAGUUGUUAUUGGACAAAAGCUUUGCAAAUUAUCAACAACGCUUGUUAUCAAACAAUGUUAUCAAUGAAGAAACGUACACCAUCGAAAACAGCGAUGAAAAGGAGGAUCGCAUGCGUGCAAGUGAAAGGCAUGAGAUUGAGGCGGUGCUCAAUAAUGCUAUGUUGCCCGAGACGGCGGACGAGUCGGUUGAAAUUGACAACGAAGAAGAAGGCACUUACACAUUGAGGAAUCCUCUAAGGAACUUCGCUGAUGAUCAGACUCGUCUGCAGAUGAGCGUUUCAAUGGAUACCCAUGACAUUAACAAAAUGGAGCAGAUGCACAAGCUGGCUCGGGUGGCAGAAGCAGAGGCUCACAUGCACAACAAUUUACAACCGAAUAAAGCCAAUAAGAGGCAGAGUCGUCACUGUGGCAAGUUGCCGUUCCCUGAAGUGUGUGGCAAAGGAUUCAUGUCUGAGUGCCAGCUAAAUAGACAUGAAACCAGUCACAAGAACAAGCAGACGUCCGAACUCAACACGAAACCUCUUGGAAUUAAGAACACAAUUAAUCGUAGUCCGUUACCGAAAAAGAAGAAACCAGAGUCGGUGGAGAGUGAUUGGGAAGUGCUUUCCAGCCAUGAUACCUCUAGUCGCUCAAGAAGUGCACCGUUGCCAAAGAUCAACGACCUUGGCAGUGAUAUCUCAGGCCACACCAAGAAGACCCAAUCAUUGUCAAAAAAACUGAAUUUUAUGUGCGAUGAGUGCGGUAAAAUAUUUUUGCUCAAAAGAUGCCUGGAUAAGCACACUUGUCAUCACUCAACGAACGUCCGGCGAACGUCCUUUCCAGUGCACGCAGUGCGACGCAAACUGUAGGCCAAGGUCUUCGCUGCAUAAACAUGUUCAUUGUACUCACACUCGAACGUCCUUACGAGUGCCGCUGCGUGAAAAAAAGCAGCUCGAAUACUGACCUUGGGGAACAUAUGCGAGGGUGCUGCUAGAAGAAAAAAGAAAGCUUUGACGAUAGAACUAAACUGAAGAUAUAGAAAUGAAUAGUUUAAAGUUUAACUAAGGAAAAUAUGCCUUAAAGGCGUUGGGUCGUACUUUUGCAUCGUUUAAAAUAUCCAUCGAAUCUUUAAUUUUUUGUUCUUGCCUUUUUUAAGUUGAUGAAAUGACAACAUUUAUUUAGAAAACAUUCGACGAACUGGUUACAUGAUAUUUAUAAUUUUAAGUUUAUAAUUAACGCCGUGGACCUUUUCUAUUAAAAUUGUACUUUAAUCUAAGUUAAUUUAAUUUUGAUAUCAAAAGAGCCGGAAUUAAAGGGGUCCCCAGGCUGAGGAACUUCUGGCAGUAGCAUAACAGGUGUGGCCUCGUAGGACUCGUAGGAAAUUCCCAGGCUCUAGAGGAAGUUGGUCUACAUCGAAUUUCGAGCGGUCUAGAAUUAAGGACACCUUCGUUCUUGGUCAAAAUGGUAUAUAAAUCAUCAAUAUAUAAUGUCAUUAUGUCUAAGACAAUUUUUUGUAGUCCCGCGUUGCAGGGAAUGUUCCGCUUUAUCUAAUUUCAUUCGUGAUUUCCUUUUGCUGAUACAAAAUUCCAAUAGCUUGACCUGGUUCGUUAAAAACAUUUGAUUUAUUAGAAAUAAAUGCGAAGGAAAUUGAAGAUGGA
Drosophila miranda is the source of this 1904-nucleotide messenger RNA. RefSeq lists its product as uncharacterized. Gene Ontology annotation, molecular function: zinc ion binding. Lineage: Eukaryota; Metazoa; Arthropoda; Insecta; Diptera; Drosophilidae. Gene Ontology annotation, cellular component: nucleus. The record is from RefSeq and is a predicted model, not a curated record. The transcript is spliced from 5 exons. Bases 54 to 1115 code for a protein of 353 amino acids.